Molecule: messenger RNA, 177 nt
Organism: Meloidogyne enterolobii
Lineage: Eukaryota; Metazoa; Nematoda; Chromadorea; Rhabditida; Meloidogynidae
Source: the annotation of a GenBank genome assembly
AUGUUUGGUUUUGCCGCAAUUCCCUCAAUUUUGCAAUUUAUUGGUUUCUUUUUCUUACCUGAAAGUCCUCGUUGGCUUUACCAAAAUAAUUUAAAAAGUGAAUCAGAAAAAGUUCUUUCAAAAAUUUAUAAUGGAGACCAAAAUUGGAUUAAAUAUGGUCUUUUAAAAAAUGUUUAG